Molecule: messenger RNA, 2691 nt
Organism: Emys orbicularis (European pond turtle)
Lineage: Eukaryota; Metazoa; Chordata; Testudines; Emydidae
Gene: FURIN
Product: furin, paired basic amino acid cleaving enzyme
Biological process (GO): peptide hormone processing
Cellular component (GO): Golgi membrane; trans-Golgi network
Molecular function (GO): serine-type endopeptidase activity
Source: RefSeq, a predicted model, not a curated record
AUGAGCAAGGCCUCCUGGAACUCUGCAGCUGGGAGCUGGUCAGAGCUCCCGGACUGGGCGGGGGGCAGGGCCCCUCUGUGAGGGAUUCGCGGCUCGCCCCCCUCCGGUCCAGGACUGCGCUCUGGGACCUCUGAUCCAUUGUGGUGCUGUCCAGCCCCUCGGCUCACCGCGCUCAGCCUGCUGCUCCGAUGCCGUCCCCAUGAUCCCCAGGCCGGCUGGAGGGCCAGCCGGGCAGAGCGAGCGGCGGAGCGCCCGGCUGCGCUGAGCGAGGAGCGCCUGCUGGGCACUGGUGUUCCUGGGCCCGCGGCGAGAGGCUCCAACCUUCUGAUGGAUCUGGGGCCCCGUUUGCUGCUCUUGCUGUGGACUCCAGUGGUGGCGGUGGCGUUGCUGGCCCAGGAGGGGCUAGGCCAGCGCGUCUACACCAACACCUGGGCCGUGCUUGUCCCAACGGGGCCACAGGAGGCUGACAGGCUGGCCAGGAAGCAUGGAUUCCUCAACCUUGGGCCGAUUGUCGGUGACUACUACCACUUCUGGCACCAUGGGGUGGUGAAACGUUCCCUCUCGCCCCACCGGUCCCGGCACAGCCACUUGGCCAGGGAGCCCCAGGUGCAUUGGCUGGAGCAGCAGGUGGCGAAGCGCAGGACGAAGAGAGACGCCUUCACGGAGCCCACAGACCCCAAGUUCCCGCAGCAGUGGUACCUGUACAACGUGAACCAGCGGGACCUGAACGUGCGGGGGGCCUGGGAGCAGGGCUACACCGGCAGGGGGAUUGUCGUCUCCAUCCUGGACGAUGGCAUUGAGAAGAACCACCCGGACCUAGAGGACAACUACGACCCUGGGGCCAGCUUCGAUGUGAACGACCAGGACCCAGACCCACAGCCUCGCUACACACAGAUGAACGACAACAGACAUGGCACCCGCUGUGCCGGCGAAGUGGCUGCUGUGGCAAACAACGGGAUCUGUGGCGUGGGAGUGGCUUACAACGCCAAGAUCGGAGGUGUGCGCAUGCUGGACGGGGAAGUGACAGAUGCUGUGGAGGCCCGCUCCCUGGGCUUAAACCCCAACCACAUCCACAUCUACAGUGCCAGCUGGGGCCCCGAGGACGAUGGCAAGACAGUGGACGGGCCGGCCCGGCUGGCAGAGGAGGCGUUCUUCCGAGGGGUCAGUCAGGGCCGGGGGGGACUGGGCUCCAUCUUCGUCUGGGCCUCUGGGAACGGGGGCCGCGAACAUGACAGCUGCAACUGCGAUGGCUACACCAACAGCAUCUACACACUGUCCAUCAGCAGCACCACACAGUACGGCAACGUGCCCUGGUACAGCGAGGCCUGCUCCUCCACCCUCGCCACCACCUACAGCAGCGGCAACCAGAACGAGAAGCAGAUUGUGACGACUGACCUGAGGCAGAAGUGCACAGAGUCGCACACGGGGACCUCUGCCUCGGCCCCCCUGGCCGCUGGCAUCAUCGCGCUUACCCUGGAAGCUAAUAAGAACCUGACCUGGCGGGACAUGCAGCACCUGGUGGUGCGGACCUCGAAGCCGGCGCAUCUCAACACCAACGACUGGGCCACCAAUGGCGUGGGCCGCAAAGUCAGCCACUCCUAUGGCUACGGCUUGUUGGAUGCGGGGGCCAUGGUGACCCUGGCCAGGAACUGGACCACGGUGGGACCCCAGAGGAAGUGCAUCAUCGACAUCCUCACUGAGCCAAAAGACAUUGGGAAGCGCCUGGAGGUCCGGAGGAAGGUGGAUGCCUGCUUGGGGAAGGCCAGUUCCAUCAGCAGGCUGGAGCACGUCCAGGCCAGGCUGACGCUCUCCUACAACCGGCGUGGCGACCUGGCCAUCCACCUCACCAGCCCCAUGGGCACCCGCUCCACCCUCCUGGCUCCCAGGCCCCACGACUACUCAGGCGACGGCUUCAACGACUGGGCCUUCAUGACCACGCACUCGUGGGACGAGGACCCCUCCGGCGACUGGGUGCUGGAGAUUGAAAACACUAGCGAAGCCAACAACUACGGCACCCUGACCAAGUUCACUCUGGUUCUGUACGGGACAGCCACAGAGCCCACCAGCCUCUCCAACCGGCUCGAGAGCAGCGGCUGCAAAACCCUCACCUCCAGCCAGACCUGUGUGGUGUGUGAGGAGGGCUUCUACCUGCACCAGAAGAGCUGCCUGAAGCGCUGCCCCCCCGGCUUCGUGCCCAGCCUGCAGAGUGCCCACUACGCUCCGGAGAACAGUGUGGAGCCCAGCCCCCCUCACCUGUGUGUGCCCUGCCACACCUCCUGCGCCACCUGCACGGGGCCCGCGGCCAAUGCCUGCCUCAGCUGCCCGGCUCACUCGCACUUCAACAGCCUGGACCUGACGUGCUCGCACCAGACGCAGAGCAGCCGUGCGUCGCCCGCCCUGGCCAAGGGCCAGCCCGAGGCACCGCCCGCCUCCAAACUGGCCAUCCUGGUGGCCAGCCUCAGCUGCCUCUUCAUCGUCCUCGUUUUCAUCACCGUCUUCCUGGUGCUGCAGCUGCGCUCGGGCUUCAGCCUGCGGGGUGUCAAGGUGUACUCCCUGGACAGCGGACUCAUCUCCUACAAGGGGCUCCCCGCGGACCUGUGGCAGGAGGAGCUGCCUUCCGAGUCGGAGGGCGAGGACUGCGAGGCCCACAGCGAGAGGACUGCCUUCAUCAGAGACCAAAGUGCCCUUUGA